UUAAUUAUCAAUAACACAUUCGUUGGGAUCUUCUUAUCCGCCAGAACCAUUGGGUUUGAUUGUUAGUUUCCAAACUGAGGCAGGGUUUCAGCGUUCCCUCCUUCUCCACGAGAAUUAGCUGAGGCGUGAAUUGAAGAAGAACACUGUAGAACGGAGCAUACAAGAAGGGACAGAACUAUUCAUUUUUUUAUACCCCUUCUAGUCAAACUCGAACGAUUCACGGAAUCCGAACGGCAUAGCAAGCUAGAUAGUCUACAUUUUACUUCACUCGUUCAUCUGAAAAUUUCUUUUAAACAUGGGAAAGCAUCCUCUUUCGUUCAAGUUCAAUAUGAUUCUGCUAUUGUCGUGCUUGGCCAACUUGAGUAUCGCUUUCGCUCACUUUAAUGGCUUCGGUGAGCAGCCUCUCUCCAAGAUUGCCAUUCACAAGACUGUUGUUUCUCUUCACAAUAGUGCCUCUCUUAGAGCUUUUCCCUCGAUUCUCGGCAUAAAGGGUGAGGAUACCGAGUGGGUGACUGUAGAUCUUGAUUAUUCUAAUCCAUCACCAGAUGACUGGGUGGGAGUUUUUUCUCCAGCAAAGUUCAACUCAUCAACCUGUCCACCGAUCAAUGAUCCCAAAGAACAGACUCCAUACAUAUGCUCUGCACCAAUAAAGUACAAGUUCGCAAAUGAGACCGACACCAACUAUUCAAAGACCGGAAAAUCUUCCUUGAAAUUCCAAUUGAUCAAUCAACGUGCGGAUUUCUCAUUCGUCCUAUUUUCAGGGGGACUAUCAAAUCCCAAACUUGUUGCCAUUUCCAAUUUCAUAUCAUUCGCCAAUCCUAAAGCACCUUUAUAUCCCCGCCUCGCUCAAGGAAAGUCUUGGGAUGAAAUGACCAUUACCUGGACAAGUGGUUAUGACAUAAGUGAAGCUGUACCUUUUGUUCAAUGGGGUCUUAAGGGAAAACAGUUAUCAAAAUCUCCUGCUGGAACAUUGACAUUUGGUCGUAACAGCAUGUGCGGUUCACCAGCACGAACUGUUGGCUGGCGUGACCCUGGUUUCAUACACACAAGUUUUCUUAAAAAUCUUUGGCCAAAUUCUUGGUACGCAUACCGUUUGGGACAUCUUUUGUCUAAUGGAAAAUACGUUUGGAGCAAGAGCUAUUCAUUCAAGUCAUCUCCUUAUCCUGGACAGAACUCUCUGCAACGUGUUAUCAUAUUUGGUGACAUGGGGAAGGCAGAGCGUGAUGGUUCGAAUGAGUAUAGCAACUAUCAGCCAGGUUCGCUCAACACGACUGACCAGCUUAUCAAGGAUUUAGACAAUAUUGAUAUCGUUUUCCACAUAGGAGAUAUAACAUACGCAAAUGGAUACAUCUCGCAGUGGGACCAAUUCACAGCUCAAGUGGAACCUAUUGCAUCAAAAGUGCCAUAUAUGAUAGCAAGUGGCAAUCACGAACGCGAUUGGCCCAACUCAGGAUCUUUCUAUGACACCAUGGAUUCUGGUGGGGAAUGUGGAGUUUUGGCUGAAACCAUGUUCUUUGUUCCUACAGAAAACAGAGCAAAAUUUUGGUAUGCUACAGAUUAUGGCAUGUUUCGCUUCUGCAUAGCUGACACUGAACAUGACUGGAGAGAAGGAUCAGAGCAGUACAAAUUCAUUGAGCAUUGCCUUGCAACAGCAGACAGGCAAAAACAGCCCUGGUUGAUCUUUGCUGCGCAUCGAGUGCUUGGCUAUUCGUCUGAUUAUUAUUAUGCCUUAGAGGGCUCAUUUGAAGAGCCCAUGGGAAGGGAAAGUUUGCAGAAGCUUUGGCAGAAAUACAAAGUAGAUAUUGCAUUUUAUGGUCAUGUCCAUAACUACGAAAGAACGUGCCCCAUUUAUCAGAAUCAAUGUAUGAAUACAGAAAGGUCACAUUAUUCUGGCAUUGUGAAUGGAACUAUUCAUGUUGUUGUUGGAGGAGGAGGAAGCCACUUAUCUAAAUUCAGCCAAGUAACCCCAAGUUGGAGCCUCUACAAAGACUUUGACUUUGGGUUUGUGAAACUGACGGCAUUCAAUCACUCUUCACUCCUCUAUGAGUAUAAGAAAAGCAAUGAUGGAAAAGUCUACGAUUCUUUCACCAUUUCUAGGGAUUACAGAGAUGUCUUAGCAUGCGUGCAUGAUAGCUGUGAACCUUCCACCUUAGCUACUUAAUUUGUCUUCUUACAUAUUCAUGCUCUCAUGGCUUAAAUAUUUUUAAAAAUAUUUUUCAAGUAUUAUAUUUUGGUGUGAAGUAAAUGAAGUUUAUCAUUUCCUCUUUUACGUAA
Messenger RNA from Prosopis cineraria, 2274 nucleotides. RefSeq names its product probable inactive purple acid phosphatase 27. The coding region runs from base 296 to 2161 and encodes 621 amino acids. NCBI's taxonomy places the organism in Eukaryota, Viridiplantae, Streptophyta, Magnoliopsida, Fabales, Fabaceae. Gene Ontology annotation, molecular function: metal ion binding; acid phosphatase activity. The record is from RefSeq and is a predicted model, not a curated record. The transcript is spliced from 12 exons.